CAUCUAGCUGGGAAGUGGCUGGAUUAGCAGGUUGAUCGCAGUACUUGAGUGUAUUGAGUAGUUACAUCAAAACCUAUAUAAGGACCGGCGAUGCGCCCUCUUCCUUCCUAUCAUCAACAUCCACAUUCAUUCAAUCACAUUCAUUUGUAACCCACAUUCAUUUAUAAAUCACACUCAUUUAUCAAUAACACUCAUUCAAAAUGCUUUUCACCAACACCAAAUUUCUUUCUGUCCUCGCCGCUGCUACAGCAGUCAAAGGUGCUCCAAUCGAGGGCAGCACCAUCGAGGCUCGCGGUGUAGUUGCCCACGAUUCUAUCAACCCAUGGCCAGAGAAUGUGCCAGGCGGUGCCCUCGGUAACACCUUGAGGAGAUUUGAGCCUUAUAUCCACAUUGCUCAUGGAUGCCAACCAUACAGCGCGGUUGACGGCAACGGUAACACUAGGUACGACUACUCCUCUUUAAUUCAAAUCACAGUCUAUUAACACAUUUCAUAGUGGCGGACUUCAAGACACCGGAAAUGUCGCUGCUGGCUGCAGUGACCCAAACAAGGGUCAAACCUAUGUUCGAGGUGGCUGGUCUGGUGGCAAAUAUGGUAUCAUGUACGCGUGGUGUAAGUGCUCCUAAUGCUCCAUAAGUCUUUUCUCCUUUUCUCUAACACAUUUCUACAGAUUUCCCCAAGGAUCAGCCAGCCGCUGGAAAUGUUGUCGGAGGCCAUCGCCACGACUGGGAGUACAGCGUCAUCUGGGUCAACAACCCAGAAGUCGCGAACCCCCAAUUGCUUGGUGGAGUCACCUCCAGCCACAACGGCGUCAAGAAGACAACCUCCGUACCAACACAGGGUACCAGACCCAAAGUCGAGUACUUUGUCCAAUUCCCGACCAACCACGAGAUGCAAUUCACAAACACUUUGGGAAGAGAUUUACCAAUGAUGUGGUACGACUUUUUGCCCACAGUGAGCAAGAACGCCUUGGACACCACAGACUUCGUUAAAGCUAACUGCCCAUUCAACCACGACAACUUCGAAAAGAAGCUCGCAGCGGCACAAAUCUAAGUUGCUGCCGUUUCAACAAGGGCUUUUUGGAGUCGGGGUACUGGCCAGACCUGAAACCACAAAGCCGCUAUGUCAACGCGUUUUUGAGAUAUUUCCUUGUGUUCUGUAGGAUUGGAAAUUGAAAUUUGUAUGUAGAAUGUUUAGGCGAAUGAGUAGUUAGUACUUCGUUU
Messenger RNA from Sclerotinia trifoliorum, 1221 nucleotides. The record is from the annotation of a GenBank genome assembly. NCBI's taxonomy places the organism in Eukaryota, Fungi, Ascomycota, Leotiomycetes, Helotiales, Sclerotiniaceae.